AUGUUUGGUAAUAAACCAAGUGGAGGAGGUUUCAAUUUUGGUCAAACUCAAGCUCAACAACAACCACAGCAACAGCAACAGCAACAGCAACAACAACAACAACCACAACCACAACAACCAUCACAACAACCUGCGACGGUACAAUCAAUUAAUCCGCCAACUUCAGCUACUAAUCAAACAUCUUUUCAAUUACCGACUCCUAUUAAUAAUACUUCAAAUAGUAAUAAAUUAUUACAUGAAUUAAUUGAAUCUGCAAAUAAUUUACCAAAAAAAAAUGAUAAUAUUCAAUUAGGUUCAAUUCAUUUAACUUUGUAUGAAUUACAAAGAAAAUCCGAACAAUUGAAAAAUCAAUAUGAAAAAUCAAAUUAUACAAAAGCUCAUUAUUUAUUAGCUGGUUCAGGUAUUAAUGGCGAAGAUAUUUUAGAAGAUUUAAACUCAAUACAAUUACCACCCACGGUCGAAAGUGAACAAAAGCAACAUCAUCCACAAAUUUCACAUAAGAAUGAAAUUGAAAAUUAUUUAAAUAAUAAAAAAGAUGAGAAUAUUUUAAAUACUAUUGAACAAAGUUUAUCAUUAGCAUCUUUGGAUUUCGAUAAAUAUAUAAAUUCAAAUAUUUCAAUUGAUUGGAAAUUACAAAGAGAAGAAUUGAAAAAAAGUGUUAGUUUGAAAAAUGGUUCAGGUAAAGUUAAAAACUCGAUAGUUUGGAAAUCUCAAAAUAAUUCAAAUGUUUUGGUUCCAAUUGUUACAAAUUCAAACUCAAAACAAAUGCUGAGGGAAAAAUUUGAAAAUCAUGCAAAGAUUAUAUAUUCGUUGAAUGAAGCAAGAUUGGAGAAUAAAAACUUUCCAUUAUGUUUGAACUUUAAUGAAGUUAAUAAAUUGAGUAGUGAUUUGAAAUCUAAACAAAUUAGUGAAAUUUGGAGAAUUUUGAUAAAUUUAACUGAUGAAAAAUACUCAAGAAUAAAUCAAGAAGGUAAAUUUAAGAACUAUACUAAGGAAAAACUUGAUUCUUUGAUUAUAAACAACUCCAGAAAGUAUUUACAAAAUGAGUUUUACAAUUAUGUUGAAGAAAUUUACCUUAGGGAAAAUAAAUUAUCUAACAAUUUAAAUAAAAUACUUUAUUUUACAAAUCAAGUAGUCAAAGAUGAUUUAAGAAAGAGGACUUUAUUGGUCAAUGAUAUACCUACAUGGGCAGUUAUAUUUUAUUUCCUUAGAUCAGGUUUAUAUCAAGAUGCAUUAGAAUUUAUUAAUAACAAUCAGCAACAAUUUAAUAAAUUUGAUAAAAAUUUCCCCGUAUAUUUUAAGAAAUUUGUUUCAAAUGAAUUAACCGAUGAUUUAAUGGAAAGAUUACAUUCUGAAUUUAAUCAACAAUUUCAAUUUAUAAUGUCUGAUUUUACAAAUACUAAUUUUGAUCCUUUCAAAUAUUCAGUUUAUAAAAUUAUUGGUAAAUGCGAGUUAAGUCAAAAGUCAUUACCACCAGCAUUGAAUUUGAGUAUUGAAGAUUGGUUAUGGUUCCAUUUAUCAUUGAUACAAGAAACAGCUACUAAUUUAAUUUUUGAAAACUAUUCAUUACAAAAUUUACAACAAAAGAUUUUAUCAUUAGGAGUUAAGAAAUUUCAAACAACAUCUAAUAAUUCAUUAUAUUUGAAAGUGUUGGUACUUACUGGGUUAUUUGAAGUUGCUGUCAAUCAUUUAUUUGAAAUUAAUGAAUGUGAUUCAAUUCAUUUAUCUAUUGGUUUAGUUUAUUAUGGAUUAUUGAAUAAUUUUAAAAACUUUCCAAAACUUAUAGGUAAUUAUGUUACCUCAUUCAAAUUAAGUGAUCCAAAAGUAGCAAGUCAAUAUUUAAUUUUAAUAGCUUUGAACGCAUCAGAUUUACAAAUUUGUUAUCAAUCAAUAAGAGAAUUAAUUUUGAUUUCUAGAGAGUUCAACAUUUUACUCGGUGAGUUAAAUAACAUUAAUGGUACAAAGAAACCAGGUAUUUUAGAAACACAAAGAUCAUUAAUCAAUUUAGACAAUUUUCAAGAUUUCAAUUACACAAUUAUCGAAAUUAGUGCUAAGAAAUGUGAAGAAGAAGGUAGAAUUUUUGAUUCAUUAUUAUUAUAUCAAUUAAGUGGAGAUUAUAAUACUACAAUUACAUUAAUUAAUAAAUUAUUAUCAGAAUUAAUUACAACUACAGAUUUAAAUUCUUUGAUAAAUUCAGAAAUUAUUGAGAUUUCAAAAAAUAUAAUUCAAGUGGUAAAUUCAAACAGUCAUAUUUUAAAAAGUAUCUCAAUUGAUAAUAAACAAACCUGUGAUUUAUUAAUUCAAAUUAUAGAUAUUAGAAAUUUGUUCCACAAAAAAGAAUAUAGAGAAGUUUUGACUGAAAUUGAAAAAUUAAAAUUAAUUCCUAUUUCAUCUAAUGAUGACGAUUUAAUCAAGAUUAGAAAUUCAUCUGAAAUGAUUGAGAAAUUAAACAUCAACCUUGUCAAAAGUAUUCCAUCAUUGUUGAUUUUGAUAAUGACUUGUUUAUCAAAUUUAAAUUAUAAUAUCUUGACUAGAAAAUAUAAAUCUGAUCAAAUUGAAUUAAAGAAUUUGAAAAAGAUUGGUAAGAAUGUUAUGAUUUAUGCUGGUAUGGUACAAUACAAAAUGCCAAGAGAGACAUAUAGUUUAUUAAUUAAUUUAGAAUCUUCAUUGUAA
Molecule: messenger RNA, 2673 nt
Organism: Insectozyma verbasci
Lineage: Eukaryota; Fungi; Ascomycota; Pichiomycetes; Serinales; Debaryomycetaceae
Source: the annotation of a GenBank genome assembly